GACCAGUGCAAACGCUGCCCGUGAUUGGACGAGACGCAUUGUUGCAAGUUCGGGAGGCAAGUUCCCCAAGUUGGAUGGGAAGAGUGAGAAGACGUGAGCCGCGUCCGUGACAGACUGUCGAGUGCGAAGAGACGGAGACAGGAAAAGCCAAUAGGGGGCCAUGUCUGGUGGGAACAGUGCUAACAACAGCUGGACCGUCCUCACUCCCGUGGAGACUGUUGCUGAAACCCUGAGGCCUCUGGCAGAGGGAACGGAGCACCAUGAAGAAAGCCUUACCUCUGCAGCAGUUGCCAUUCUUACCUCGUGUGUCUGUGAUGAGCCAGACUCUGGAGCAAGCCAGCCUGCAGGGGGCGAAGCGUCUACAGAGGGGUCCCCUGUGGUGGAACGGCUGGUAUCAGAAGAAAAAACAGACAAGCUAAUUGGAGACACAAGCACAGAGCAAGACACCUCCGUGCCACCUGCCAUCACUGAUGCCCCCGUUCUCACUUCUUUGGAAGUUCCCGGCAGCUCUGUUUCAGGUGAUGAUGCCCUCGACCACUCGGGGGACCUGCCCGAGGGCCCGGCAAUGUCCAGCCCUGACCCUGAUUCAUUCUCAGACUCCUACACCCACAUAUUCCCCUCCCGUGAUGAGCCCCCAGCCUCGCUGCUGAGAACAGAGACUCUGGGAGGGGGGGAGUUUAGAGGAGAAGAAAUUGGGCUCGCACAGGAAGAAACACUACGUCAGCUUAAUGGGGAAGAGCUACAACCGGAAGAGGAUGAGUCACACCUGUCUCCAAGAGCGACUGACCUAGGGAAACAGGCAGACUCCCGUGUGGAUCCAGAGGUGGGUGAGGAGAGGACGGGAGAAGAGGGAGAGCCAGAGGUGAGGAGGAGGAGGUCUCUCUUAGCAGCUCUGGAACGGAUCGGGAGGACAGAGGUGGAAGAGGAAGAAGAGGAGAGGGAGGAAGUGUUCCAGGUGCCACAGCGAGAAGAGUACAGUGGGUUCUCUGUGAACAAGUGCAUCCUCGGUGCUGUGAUUCUGUUGGGCCUCGGCACCAUCUUCUUCUCCGGUGUCCUCAUGGACCUGGAUGAGGAGAGUGACUAUGGGACAAGGGAGCUGAAAGAUUCAGAUGUUCCAGGAAAACAGGAGUGGCUUAAUCCAGAGGUUCCUCCUCCCACGGUAGAUGCUGACAGUACAGAGCUUCUAAAUAAGUUGGCCAAAGGGAACCAGCAGAUUUCUGUACUACAAGCCCAACUUCAGACACAGAAAGAAGAGGUAACAGUGUCUGUGGGACAGGCAGCAGAGGGAGCAAAGGAGCGGCUGCGGUGGGGUGAGGUGGAGAAGGAAAACAGUAGGUUGAAGACAGAGAUGGCAUCUCUCCUUGUUCUUCAGAAAGAAAAUGAGAGGAUGAAGAGAGAGCUGGAGUCUGUCCCGGCCCUACAGAAAGAACUAGAAACGCUGAGAUCGACUGUGACCGAAUUAAAACGCUCCUCAGCAGCCAGUGAAGCAGCUCAAGCACCUAUGAAGUCCACAACAUUGCCCCCCAGUGGUCAGCCUGAGGACAGCAGUCAGGACACAACUACAGCGAGACAGGCCGGGAAACCAUGGAAUGACCAGAAAGAGAAGAUGACAGAUUGGAAGAAAGAGAAAUAUGACAAUGGUGAAAAGAAGGAGUGGAAAGAGAGGGAAAAAGCUGAGUGGAAGGAAGGACAGAAAAAGGAGCGCAAAGAUGGAAAGCAUGAGCAAGGAAAGUCUGACAAGGUGAAAGAUAAGGAAGGUAAGCAGAAGAGGCACAGUGAUGAAACAAAACAAUGGAAGGGAAAAGAGUGGAAGAAAGAAAAGGUGAACAGAGGUGAAGAAGGAAAGCCAUGGAAGGCCAGGGAAGGGAAAGAGGAAUGGGUAGAAAAGAGUGAGAAAAAAGAUCGUAAGGAAGUGAAAGACGGGAAAAAGGCAAAGCAUGAUAAAGUGAAGGAGGGUAAACAAGAGAAGAUGGAUUGGAAGAGAGGGAAAGAUGUUGGAGAGAAGCACAAGGGCAAGGAAGAAUGGAAGGGAGAGAAGGAGUGGAAGAAAGUGAAAGAUGGCUUCAAGGAAAGUGGCAAAGAGAAAUGGGAGAUGAAAGAUUGGAAAGAGAAAGGAGAGAAGAAAGAGUGGAAGAAAGAUGGUGAGUGGAGGGGUAAAAAUGGAAAAGAUGCGGGUAAAGAAAGGAAAGGAAAAGAGGAAAGGAAACAGUGGGAUGAGAGUGAAAAUGAAAGCAAGAAUCACAGUAAAGAAAGGAAAGGGAAGGAUGAAAGGAAACAGAAAGAAAAGGAGGGGAAGAGUAAAAAUGAUAGAGAUGAUAAGGAAUGGAAGGAAAAGGAUGAGAGGAAGCCGUGGGAAAGGAAAGAUGAAGACUGGAAGAAGGGACAGAAAGAGAAUAAUGAAGACCGGAAACAGGACAGAUCUCAAAAACAUAAAGAUGAGUACAAAAUGUCUGGUAAUCACCAUGACGAGCAUGUGUGGGGAGACGGGAAGGCCCCUCACACACACCACCGACCCUCCCUGGAACAGCCCGAGUACUGGGUCCAGCAGAGAGACCGGCUCCGGCACAACCCCAACGCACAACAGGACUGUAACUCAUUGGAGACCUGCGCUCAGGCUGAGGGGCUGCUUCCCGUCCCCCUCCCCGAGUUUGAGGCUGUCCUCCAAACGUACCUAACCAAGGCGGAGGAGGCAGGAGUGGAUGCCUCCAAAAGAGAGGAGCUGAAGAAGCUGGCUGCGGAGUUCUUCAAGGACGGAGUCUUUGUUCAUGACCAGAUGAGCUUUCAGGAUUUUGUGGAGGACGUGAGCGACAUUCUGGAAGACAUGGUGGAAGGGGACGAGAAUGGGGAUGAGAUGGAUAGCGACAUAGAGGAAGAAAUGGAAGAGUUUGAACGAGAAGUCAUGAAAAAGUUUUCAACGCCUGCAGCUGGAGAGAAAGAGGAGGGGAUCCGAGGGGAGCGGAGGAAGGAGAGCGGGCGAGGACGUGGCUGAAGUGGGGAAAAAAAGUAGCAGAGAGAAAUAGUGACAGAUGAGGUUAUUCAAAGGGAACACUUGUUAUUGGACCACAAAUGCUUACAAGAAUACAUUUAUCAUCCUGUCAUUCUUUUUUUGUUUUUGUUUUACCACUUCUGUCUUUUGUUCCCGGCUGGUGAUUCAACUUUCAAUUAAAUUUUAGUGUUUUCGAGGAAGCUUUGUAUUUCACCUGCACAUGCACACGUCAUUGUAGACCGCUGGAGUGAAGGAAGAGGGUGGACACUAAGAAUGAAUAAUGCAUAUAAUACCACAUCUUUCUGUCUGUAGAAAACUAUGUGACGCCCCCACAAUAAUUUAUUUUUUAACAUCACUGAGUGAUACUUGUGUUGAAUAUCUACAGCUGUAAAAGUCUGUUCUGUAGACAAGGUUGAACCUGUUGGAUUGAGUCAAAGUCACCUGACCACCGAUCAGGCCUGUGCCUACAGAAUGUCAUCUUUAUUUAGUAGAUACUUAUCUUAAGUUUUUUUUUUUUUUUUUUUAAAGAGUGGUGCGAAAAUUUGAGAAGUUGCAUUGCGUUUUGUUUUGGAAGUUUGUACAUGUUGCACUUGUGUGCAUGUUAGAACUAUGCUAAAAAUGUGUGUGUGAUGAAAUGCAGAAAUAAGUUAAUUUAUUUUAAUUGAAGCUGGCAUGAUAUAGCUAAAACAAAACAAUUGGUGGGCACCUAAAAUAUUGACAUGUUGAGCAUGUAUGUUUCUUUUCAGGUACUGAACUUGUGUUGUGCACUAAGAUGUUCUUAAUUAUUGUUUUCUUAUGAAUGUAACAUUUGUUCUCGUUGAUUAUUUUGACAGUUAUUGUUUUUAAGAAAUAGCACUGAUAGCAAAUCAAAGAUGACUUUGUAUGUUGGAUUGUUCAUAUUUGCCCAUAUGAUUGUUAUAAAAGCAGAAUAAUAAAUUUGUUGCAGCCAUCUGAUGAUAAA
This is a messenger RNA of Scophthalmus maximus (turbot), 3947 nucleotides long. RefSeq names its product pre-B-cell leukemia homeobox interacting protein 1b (gene pbxip1b). The record is from RefSeq and is a predicted model, not a curated record. NCBI's taxonomy places the organism in Eukaryota, Metazoa, Chordata, Actinopteri, Pleuronectiformes, Scophthalmidae. Bases 161 to 2989 code for a protein of 942 amino acids. The transcript is spliced from 11 exons.